GCUCGCCAAUUGCCUCGUUCCCUCGGCUCCUUUUUAAGUCUUCGGGCUUCAGCCAGAGAAGGAAGCCAAAGAAGGAAGCAGAAGAGAGCCUCCCAAACCCCUAGAGCUAGAGUCCUAAGGGAAGCCACCACCACCACCACCAUGGGAAGAGCCCCUUGCUGUGACAAAGACAACGUGAAGAAAGGUCCAUGGUCCCCCGAGGAGGACGCCAAGCUCAAGGCCUACAUCGAGCAGCACGGCACCGGCGGCAACUGGAUCACCCUCCCUCAAAAGAUUGGCCUUAAGCGAUGUGGUAAGAGCUGCCGUCUCCGAUGGCUAAACUAUCUCCGGCCAAACAUUAAACAUGGAGGAUUCUCUGAGGAGGAAGAUAACAUCAUUUGUAGCCUCUAUAUCAGCAUCGGUAGCAGGUGGUCUAUAAUCGCCGCCCAAUUGCCGGGAAGGACCGACAAUGACAUCAAGAAUUACUGGAACACGAGACUGAAGAAGAAGCUUUUGGGCAAGCAGCGCAAAGAUCACCACCAGCAGCAGCAGCAGCAGGGACGUCGAAGUGGAGGGAUGAAGCAAGAAGCUAAGAGAGAUGAGAGUGGAAAUAUAGGAGUUCUCGGAGAGGGUGGCAGCCAGAGCACCUACUGGCCUGAGCCGGCCUUGCCUGUUUACCCAACCGGCCAGCUCGAUCGUCGUGCCGACGACGAGCAUGCUUCCAUGAGGCAGCUUCUGAUGAAGCGUGAGGGGAGGUUCUCCGAUGACGACAACGCAAGCCUUCAGAGCCCUUUCAUUCCUCCUCGCUCAUUUACACUGCCACAACUCUUUGAUGACUCGGCAAACGAGGUGACGACUUUGGUGAACACCACAACCGCUUCUUUCGGCGAGGGGCUGCAGAGUCCUAACGGGUUUGCAGGCGAGCUUGAUGAGUUGCUUCACUGCAGCUCAGUGAAAUUGGAAGGACUCGAUUGCUUUUAUGGAGGAGGCGGCAUGGUUGCUGAUCCCCAUGGGAGUACCACAUCAGAGAGCAUGUAUUGGUGCGAGGUAAGUCCUUUGCUCUACCCGAAUGUGGUUCCGAGCUACCAAGGGAUGCAGCAGUGUUUGUUCGAAGAACCGGUGCACCUCAUCAUGCAGUGAUGAUUGAUGCACAUGAGCUUGUGUAGAUUUGUAGCAUUGAUGGAGGUGAUGGCCAAUGAAUUCCCCUGAUAAAAUCCAAUAAGCUGAAGUAUUUGGGAGA
This is a messenger RNA of Elaeis guineensis (African oil palm), 1219 nucleotides long. RefSeq lists its product as uncharacterized. The record is from RefSeq and is a predicted model, not a curated record. NCBI's taxonomy places the organism in Eukaryota, Viridiplantae, Streptophyta, Magnoliopsida, Arecales, Arecaceae.